This is a messenger RNA of Anopheles funestus (African malaria mosquito), 2593 nucleotides long. Its product is annotated as juvenile hormone esterase-like. The transcript has 2 exons. The record is from RefSeq and is a predicted model, not a curated record. Lineage: Eukaryota; Metazoa; Arthropoda; Insecta; Diptera; Culicidae. Bases 779 to 2467 code for a protein of 562 amino acids.
UGAGUCAAAGGGACGAACGCUGCUGCUUGUUCAAUUUAGCUCUAGAACGUACCAUUCAAAGUGCGGGCUUCAACAUCCAAGGACCGAUAUUCACCCUUUUUUUCUAAUUCUUUCGUUUGGCAGAUAGUAUCGACAUCAUCAGACGACGGUGUGUGAAGCGUAUAGUGUUAGCUUCAGCUGCAACUAACCCUGAUAUCUACAAUAACUGAUUGUGGUUUCAGAAACUCCAACAUACAUUCCAAACCUCAACUGUUUUACACAGAAAUCAGGGGGCGAGAUUAAGUCUCCCUUCCACCAUUAUUAUCUCGUUACGUUGAACCAAUUUUAAUCGAUUUGUUUUAACAUUAUCAUUCUGCUGAUUGCUGCAAGAAUGACGAAGGAAGACCACCCAGGGAUCUCUGUUAUGCGGUGGCCGGCUCCCGAAAGCAACUAGUUUGAAGUUUGUUUUCGCACGUUCGCCAGAUAACCUGCUGUUAUGUUAAAGGAAAAUCCCGGUCACUAAACGGGAACAUACGCACGGGCCUGAUAAAGGAUAAGCGGGAUAAGAGUAGAAACGUAUGUCCAGUGAUUGGAAACCAAACCAAUCGUACGCGCCCUUUUCUAAUGGACAUGUUUAUGUACCCCCCCGUCGAGGUUCGAUAAAGCUUAUCUGGUCGGGUGGAUAAGCGAAAUAUCAUCGAAUGGGUUAAGUCCCGGCAGCGUAUAUAAGACGAUUGCCAUCUGCGGCAGCCACAGCUGAUAUACCUGGACACGGUGUAGUUUGUUCUGUGUCGGAAGGAUGUUUAAGUUUGUGGUAAUUUUAUCGCUAGUGGCCCUUGCGGUACACGCGCAAGAUGCGUCUCGGCCAAUUAUCAAUACCAGCGGUGGACAGAUCCAAGGUAUCACAUCUAGCUGUGGGUUGUUCUGCAGCUACUUCGCCUUCAAUGGAAUCCCGUACGCAGCGCCGCCGGUAGGUGAUCUACGGUUCCGCAACCCUCGACCGCACGGUGGCUGGCAGGGUGUGAAGGAUGGUAGUGAGCAUCGUAAUACCUGUCCAUCGGGAGGCUUCCUUGGUGGUGUGUCCGGAAGUGAGGACUGUCUGUACCUGAACGUGUACACCCAGAACUUGAUCGGACAGCGACCGGUAAUGGUUUGGAUUCAUGGUGGAUCGUUUACUGGUGGAUCCGGUAACUCGUGGAUCUACGGCCCAGACAACCUGAUGCCGGAGGAUGUGGUAGUCGUAACGAUUAACUAUCGAUUGGGCAUUCUUGGAUUCUUCAGCACGGACGAUGUCCAUGCGGCCGGUAACUGGGGCAUGAAGGAUUGCGUGAUGGCCCUCCAAUGGGUGCGCCAGAAUAUUGCCGCCUUCGGUGGUGAUCCGAACAAUGUCACCAUCUUCGGCGAGAGUGCUGGCGGUACUGCCGUGCACUAUCUCGUCCUGUCGGACAAGGCUAGUGGUUUGUUCCACAAGGCCAUCGCACAGUCCGGUACCGCGCUCGUCCCAUGGGGCUUCCAGUAUCGUCCGCGAGAGUUAGCCUACCGAUUGGCCGAUAGACUCGGUUACUCACACGACAGUGCUCAGCUGGUACAGAGUCUGCGUAACACUCCGAUCGAGACGCUCAUAGACAUUCAGGAAGGUUGGCUGGACAUUGAGAUCCCGCGUGGUUUCAAACCGUUUGACUUUGUGCCAAAUGCGGAACCGGUCAACUCGCCCGAGGAAACCUUCCUCACGCAGUUGCCGAUCGACAUCAUGAACGCGGGUACGUUCAACCACGUGCCAUUCAUUGCCGGGUACAUGAGCAUGGAGAGUCUGUUCAUGGUGUACGAGCACACGAUCGACAGCACUGUGUGGGAUUCGUUCACGCGCAAUCCGGACUACUUCGUGCCACACUUCUGGAACAUCCCGCACGGUACGGCGGCUUCGGCUGCGGUCAGCCAGGGCAUCCGGAAUGCUUACUGGCAGGAUCGUACGCUCAACGACAAUAUCAUGGUCGAGUGGUUAACGUUCCAUACCGACCAGCAGUUCAUCUACGCCAUCGACAAGACGAUUCGACUCCACGCUCAGCGCUCCAGUGCCCCAACGUACUACUAUCAGUUUAGCUUCGAUGGUGAUCUGAAUCUGGUUAAGCGCGUUCUGCUACUCGGUAGCUGGCCUGGUGCGAUGCACGCCGACGAUAUCCCAUACCUGUGGUCAGUCACGGACCUUACCAUCUCGCCCAUCCUGCCGACGAACCACGCACGUACGGUCAGCAAUCGGUUCGUCCGUAUGUUUACCAACUUUGCCCGGUUCGGCAAUCCCACCCCGAAUGCGGUCGACACACUGCUCCAGAACCGCCAGUGGCUGCCGGUAACUGCCGCAAGCGUGCCGUACAUGGACAUUGGACACGAUCUUGUGACGGGCGUUAACCCGAACGGACAGCGUACCGCUGUGUGGCGCGAUCUUGAAGCUCGCUAUGCUAACGAACCUUUCCGCUUCCCACGAAACUAACGCUUGUUCAAGGGGAACAUUUUGUAUCCGUUUUGGGCAAACCUUCAACUCAACUAAUCUGAUAGCUGUAUAAGCGAUAGAGAGCAUUAAAUGCAUUAUUAAAAGACUUGAUUUUUCAUUACACGU